AUGAAUUUGUUGCUAAGAAAAGGUGUUUACCCUUAUGACUGGGUUGACUCUAUUGAUAAGUUUUCAACAACUACAUUACCGUCAAAAGAAUCAUUCUUUUCAAAACUAAAUGAUGAAGAGAUAAGCGAUGAUGAUUAUUCGCAUGCACAAAAUGUAUGGAAUGAAUUUGAAUAUCCUGCUUGGUACUAUACAGCACCAUGGUUAGCUUGGGAUGCUGCUUUAAAAGAAACUAAAGUAAAAUUAGAAUUAUUAAAUGAUUAUGAUAUGAUUCUUAUGAUAAAGCAAGGAAUACGCGGGUGUAUUAGUAUGAUUUCUGACAGGCUAGGAACUGCUAAUAAUAAAUAUAUAGAAACCUAUAAUGAAAGUAAAGAGUCUACCUUUAUACAAUAUUUAGAUGCUAAUAAUUUAUAUGGAUGGGCGAUGAGUAAACCCCUUCCAACACAUGGAUUCGAGUGGAUGAGUGAGGAAGAAAUAGAAAAUUGGAAAUCCAUUUCAUGUAUAUUAGAAGUAGAUAUAGAUUAUCCUGAAAAUUUAGAUGAUUUUCAUAAUGAUUAUCAAAUUGCACCUGAAAGGGUAAUCAUUGAUAAAGUAGAAAAAUUAGUACCUAAUCUACAUCAUAAGAAAAAUUACAUCAUACACUAUGAAAACUUGAAAUUGUAUGAAAGAUUAGGACUAAAAUUGACUAAAAUUCACAGAGGCAUAAAUUUUAAAGAAAGCGCAUGGCUAAGUAAGUACAUUGAGCUCAAUACAAAUUUGAGAACAAAAGCUACUAAUGAGUUUAAAAAAGACUUUUUUAAACUCAUGAAUAAUUCUGUGUUUGGAAAGACAUUGGAAAACAUUGAAAACAGAGUUGAUGUGAGACUAGUCACUAAAAGAGAAGAAGCAAUUAAAUUAGCAUCAAAACCAAACAAAGAGAGUAGAACAAUAUUCGAUGAAAACUUAAUAGCGAUACAUAUGAAAAGAACAAAACUAGUCUAUAAUAAGCCUAUUUACUUGGGUAUGUGCAUUUUAGAUUUGAGCAAGACACUAAUGUAUAAAUUUCACUAUGAUUAUAUAAAAAAUAAAUAUGGUGAUAGAGCUAAACUGUUAUUCACAGACACAGACUCAUUAGCAUACGAAAUAAAAACAGAAGACUUUUAUGCAGAUAUUGCUAAUGAUCUUGAAAGUAAAUUUGACACUAGUGAAUUUGACAAAAAUCAUCCAGCUGUUCGAAAUGGAUUUAAAGUAGCACUCAGUGCAGAAGAUGACAAAAGAAUUAUUUUAGAAGAUGGUAUACAUACAUUAGCAUAUGGACAUUAUAAAUUAAAAUAA
Molecule: messenger RNA, 1311 nt
Organism: Hydra vulgaris (swiftwater hydra)
Lineage: Eukaryota; Metazoa; Cnidaria; Hydrozoa; Anthoathecata; Hydridae
Source: RefSeq, a predicted model, not a curated record